AUGCUUUCCCACACUCUGGACAUCACGGUUUGCACCUCCCGCACAAACACCCCUAACACCAUCCCAUCCCAUCCCAUCCCCCAACAAACAAACGGACAGAGUACUAACAACCCUUCCCAUCACAACAGAAGCACUUGAACAUCUCGGCCACCCCGCCAACGCAAAUCACCUUCAAAGACCUCGCCCUCCCCCGCCCCGCCUGCGCCGCUUCGCCGGUAGCUGGCUCCACUCCCUUCCCACUAUUUGCCCCAGCAGCGAUCCCGUUGCUACGAAAGUCCCUGCUGAACCCGGCCUACCUCGACAAGACCGCCUCGCCCUUCAAUAACCGCAACCUUAUCGUGCGCAACACGGCCGCACACUCCCAAUUCUUCAAGGACAUCUGGACUCAUCCUGAUGUGAUGAGGGCCGUCAGUCUCGCCGCGGGCGUCGAGUUGGAGAUUGUGAUGGAGACUAUGGAGAUAGGCCAUGCGAACGUCCAGGUCGAUAUGCAGAAGUAUGAGGGGCUGGAGAGGGGUGAGAUGUUGAGCAGGGUCGCGGGGGAGCUUACUGGUGGGAAGUUUGGCAAGGUUGGGGGUGGCAUGGCGAGGGUGGAGGUUGAGAAGAGAAGUGAAGAGGAGAUUGCGAAGGAAGUUUGUGGGGAGGGGGGUUGAUCGUGCCUUGGCAGUAAGUUUGUGAGAUGUUGAACCGGUUUAACAUAUUUGCUAACUAAGGAAUCAACAGUUACGACAGUUACCCAUUCGUCUGCGUUGCGAUGCUUUCAGACACCACAAACAUGGUUGGGGGAGAAACAGUGAUCCAGCGCGGUGAUGGCACCUACUAUGGCGUAAGCCCCCCCCCUCCAUCACUUCAUCCACCCCACUAACCUUUCCCACAGAUUUCGCAACCCGGAACUGGCUCCGCCGCCGUCCUCCAGGGUGGCUCACUCAAACAUCUCGCGCUUAUGGCCAAAAACUCCCCAGACCGAAUAACCCUAGUAACCUCCUACCGGGCGAAAGCCGUCGGUCUCUGGGACAUCUCCUUCCUGACAAACGUCAGACCCUACACAGAUCUAUCAGUGUUAUACCCGCAAUGGAGUGCCUACCGUCUGCGUGUCCUCUCCGAGAACACCGCCGCCAUGACCCGCCGCCUUGCCACUUCUUCCGUCUCACAGGCGGAGCUCGAAGCUUUCCUCCGGAAGCAACAAGAAUACCUACGCACCACCACAGAUCAAAUGGUCCCUAUGCCCAUCGUCUCCUCCGCUAUCGCGCAAGUAGGCAUGGACGGUUUCUACAAGGUGCUGGGAAUGUACCUAUCCAACGCGAUGUUCGCUAAUGCGCCGAGCGUCUGCCCGCAGUGCGGGAACGUCGGUAAGGUUGACAAGCAGCAUUUGGCGGAGUGCGUGAGAAUGCGAGAGUGGAGGCCAGAUGCAAGCGCUUGGGUCGUGUUCGAGGACAGCCUGAAGGAGAUGCGUGCUGGGAACGCUAUGGGGGUGGGGAAGACCACGAGGCCAGAUUUGGAGGAAGUAUCAAAGGCGUUCCGGAAAGAUUUCCAGGCGGGGAAGAGAGUCUCUUGGGGGAUCGCGGAUGAGUUGGCAAGGCUGGGCCUGGUCGAGUAUCUAUUGGAGUACUUGGGGCUUUUUGGGAUUGCUAUUGAGAAGUAA
Molecule: messenger RNA, 1639 nt
Organism: Tuber aestivum (summer truffle)
Lineage: Eukaryota; Fungi; Ascomycota; Pezizomycetes; Pezizales; Tuberaceae
Source: the annotation of a GenBank genome assembly